Porites lobata is the source of this 465-nucleotide messenger RNA. Lineage: Eukaryota; Metazoa; Cnidaria; Anthozoa; Scleractinia; Poritidae. The record is from the annotation of a GenBank genome assembly.
AUGGCAGCUGCCAAUUCAACAACAGAAGGAAACCAGAAAAGGAUCACAGAAAUGUACUGCUCGGCAGAAUUUAUUGGGGAUGUCGACAGCGAGCUAAUCUUUCUCUCAGUAUUAAAUAGUUUAUUGUCUAUUACCGCGUUUUUGGGCAACGCGCUUAUCCUAGUCGCUCUUCACAAGGAAUCUUCGCUUCAUCCUCCAUCCAAACUCCUGUAUCGUAACCUGGCGAUAGCUGAUCUCUGUGUUGGUAUCAUUGCACAGCCUGUAGAUGUUGCCAAUUGGAUGUCUGCGGUGAACGAAGGGUGGACUAUCUGUUAUCAUACAGAAUUAACAGCUUUCAUUACAUCUCAUAUUUUGUGCUCUGUGUCCCUGUUGACAUCGACAGCAAUAAGCGUGGACAGACUUCUCGCGCUUUUGCUGAUGUUGAAAAUACAGGCAAGUUGUAACUUUGCGAAGAACAUAUUUUAA